Aspergillus luchuensis is the source of this 672-nucleotide messenger RNA. RefSeq lists its product as uncharacterized. The transcript is spliced from 2 exons. Bases 1 to 672 code for a protein of 223 amino acids. NCBI's taxonomy places the organism in Eukaryota, Fungi, Ascomycota, Eurotiomycetes, Eurotiales, Aspergillaceae. The record is from RefSeq and is a predicted model, not a curated record.
AUGAUCCUGCCUCGUGAUGGAUAUCCUCGUCAAGACUCAUCAUCGUCCGUGGAGUCUCCCUCGUCCGGUCGGGAUCAGAUCAUCAUUGGCGUGGUGUUUGGAGGAGUAGCAGCGAUCAUGAUCAUAAGCGCCAUCCUCCUCAUCCGAUGCAAGAAACGAAGCAAUGAACGCCGUCAUCGCCGUCAGCAGCAACGCCUGCUCGCCCAUCAUUUGUCUCAGUCCACCACUGGGUACUAUCAGUAUCAUCCUGACUUGGAAGGAAGCAAGCCUCAGACUCCCGAGUACCCACUUGAGAUCACCUCCACAACACAGCAGGAACCUUCCUCAUGUCUUGAACAACAGCAACAUCAUCCUCAGCAGAGGGUCAUUGAGGAUCCCCCGCCGGCGUAUCAGCCCCUCCCUGUGUAUGAUCCCUCUCGGUACCACGGGGUUGAUGGCAUGGUCGGUAUCGCGGUGCCAUAUCCUGGGGUCACGGCUAGUAUGUAUCGGAUGUCGGGAUUGGGUAUAGAGCCUCAGAGGAGAGUGCCAGAUAGGGACUCGAAUGCCUUUAGCUUCGCUGUUGAGGAGAGGUUGGAUGUGCCGGUCAACAGGUCAGGUGGUGAGGCGGAGGAAGGCCAGUCGGUUCAACGACCUAGACCGGUGCUGUCACGCUUGGUGACGAAUUUUGGGUAG